Messenger RNA from Dimorphilus gyrociliatus, 491 nucleotides. NCBI's taxonomy places the organism in Eukaryota, Metazoa, Annelida, Polychaeta, Dinophilidae. The record is from the annotation of a GenBank genome assembly.
ACUUUUCAGUCGGCUUUGGACUCGCGUGAAAGACGAUGACCAACGUUGGUGCUCCCAAGCUACAGAGGGCCCGGGAAUGUUUGGCCAAUUCAUUAAAUAAAUCGGCUACUUACUCUCCUAAACAGAAACCUCUGUUUACAAGAAGUAUGACAGUCAGUGAACUACGGAAGUUAUUAGAGACUGGUUCUGCGAAGAAGGAUAUACGAAUAAAUAUAAGGUCACUGGACGGAUCUUACCCUAAUAUUAGAGUAACUCUACCACCGUGCGUUGUACCCAAAGAGAGACGAUAUAAGCCAAGACCUCCUCCAGCAAAGGCAACAAAUUUACCUACAACUCAGACAAGACGUUUAGCAUCAGCAAAACCCGGACCUAUCCCUCUAGCUAAUAUAUUAAGUAGUUUAAGUGCAAAGAAACUCACUUCUACGGACCUUGUUAAAAGUUGGCUGGACUCUAACCCUGUAGAAUGUGAGUUUAAUGCAGAAUCAUCUUAG